Molecule: messenger RNA, 2024 nt
Organism: Cheilinus undulatus (humphead wrasse)
Lineage: Eukaryota; Metazoa; Chordata; Actinopteri; Labriformes; Labridae
Gene: psmd5
Product: proteasome 26S subunit, non-ATPase 5
Exons: 10
Coding region: 17-1531 (504 amino acids)
Biological process (GO): proteasome assembly
Cellular component (GO): cytosol
Source: RefSeq, a predicted model, not a curated record
CCAAACAUUCAGAGUCAUGGCUGCUACCAUUGAGAGUUUACUGGAGGAAAUCUCCGGUGUGGAAAAUCCAGUAGAGGAGCUACAGAGUUUAAAAACAGCGUUGAUAUCGAUCCCUAUCAGCGCUUUGAGGGAUUCAGUCAGCGGACAGCGUUUCAAUGUGAUAUUCUCCCUUUUAAACUCAAACGACAGAGAGCAGGUGGAGUUAUGUGUGGACAUCCUUGAACGCAUCUUGAUGGCCCUGAGCCCCCUGACUCUGUCCCAGAGCUACAGAGCAGAGCUCAAGGGGGGUCUGACCCACCCUAAUGAGACCGUCAAGAUACUGGCUCUGACACAGAUUGGUAGAAUAGUGGAGAACCCUGAUGCUGCCACUGAAGUCCUCAACAACCAUGACAUCCUGGAAGCUGUGAUUAAAUGCAUUGGAGAAGAGAAGAUGGCAGUGGCAAAGCAGGCCAUCCAGUCACUGACAAAACUGAGCCACUCAAAACCUGGGUUAGACAAACUGUUCCACAGCGACCUGCUGAAAGUGAUGAAGGAUGUGAUGGCUAAGAAUGACAUCAUCAGAUACAGAAUAUAUGAGCUGGUGGUGGAAAUUUCUUCUGUUUCUCCCAUUUCCCUUGGUUACUGUGCCAACAGCAGCUUAAUUUCCCAGCUGCUGGGAGAGCUGACGGGAGAUGAUGUAUUGAUCAGAGCCACUGCUAUUGAAAUGGUGACCACUCUGGCCCACAGUCAGCACGGCCGUCAGUAUUUGGCUCAACAGGGAAUAAUGGACAAGAUCUCUAACAUGAUCAGAGGAGCAGAGACCGACCCCUUCUCCUCCCUCUACCUUCCUGGUCUGGUGAAGUUCUUUGGAAACCUGGCCAUAAUGGACAGCCCUCAGCAGGUUUGUGAAACUUAUCCAGCCUUCCAGAACAAGGUGUUUGAGAUGGCUUUGGACCCGGACCCUGUGAUGAUUGGCGUGGCUCUGGACACUUUGGGUUUACUCGGAUCUACUGUGGAGGGGAAGCAGGUCCUUCAGAAAACUGGUGAAAAGUUCAAGGCCGUGUUAUCAAGAAUGAGCCAGCUCGCCAGUUCUGGAGCGACAGAGCUCCGAGUGCGCAGCUUGGACGCCAUUUCACAACUCCUUACUCUGCAGCCAGAGCAGCAGACAGAAGACCUUUUGGCCCUGACAGAGUUGUGGUUCCAGCUUUUGUCCAACCAGGCCAUGGACAUGAUCCGCAACAUCAGCACUCAGCCAUUUCCAGAGCUGCAUUGUGGGGCUUUACGGAUAUUCACCGCCAUUGCUACUCAGCCGUGGGGUCAGAAGCUGAUGAUCAGCACUCCCGGCUUCAUGGAGUUUGUUUUGGAUCGUUCCACGGGUCAGACCAAGGAGGCCAAAGAUGCAAAGUUUGAACUGGUGGGGUCACUCCUGUGUUCAUCGACAGCAGCAGAGAUUCUGGGCAGCCAGCAUUACAUCAGCCUGAAGACGUAUCUGAGAGAGGGACCGUACUAUGUUUCAGCAGUGGCCUCAGUCAGCACAGAAGGGGCAGACUGAGGAAACACACACAUACACACACUUUGUUUUCUGGUUAAUGCUAAGGUAACAGGUAAGUGCCUGAGUAAUCAGGGUUUAACAAAUCAAAUUGGACAUAAUAAACAGAUUUUCUAUAAAAAUAAAGACUCUGCUUCUACAGAAAUCAGGAUGUGGUGUUUGCAAGAAUGCAGCUCUUACUGUUGACAGUACUUCAUUCUUAACUACACUAAACAAAAUCCUCUAACAGGAUGUUUUCAAGUCUUGAGGCUCCAGCUUAUUCAUCUAUCUCUUUAUUUAGGUUUUAUUUCAAACAGUAUGUUUAUCAGACUUUUCUGAUUGCACAUCAAACUUUCAGACAGUAUCUUCAGUCAGUUAUUGACCAUUGUAACUUUAAUUCUCCAACAACAGAAAAAAUGAUUCCUCCUUAUAAACAUGGAAACACCUCAAAUAUUAUUGAGUUGAAUAAAUGCAGCUGAUUUGUAUUUUAUUUUUAUUAAACAUGACAUGUUCUUUA